This is a messenger RNA of Durio zibethinus, 2929 nucleotides long. The record is from RefSeq and is a predicted model, not a curated record. Lineage: Eukaryota; Viridiplantae; Streptophyta; Magnoliopsida; Malvales; Malvaceae.
CGCGCUUUUGCAAAUCUUUGCCCGCUUCUUCUCUCUCUUUGCUUUUUACUAUAACACAGCGAUAGAAAUGGAGACAAUCACGAAACUUUAGAUUCUUCACUCUCACAAUUCUUCUUACGCUAAACAGGAGAAAAAAGAAGCAUAGUCACUGUUAAGUCUCUUGGAUAUUGUUUCCACCGGCCAUACGGACUCAUCUCCGCCGUCAAAAAAAGUCAAAGAUUUCCUCUUUGUCCACGAUCAAAGAAAGUCCUCAAAAGGAAAGCAGAGUCUUUCAUAAAUGGCGCCAAGCACGAUCCGUAAAGCGAUUGGGGCAGUGAAGGAUCAAACGAGUAUAAGCAUAGCCAAAGUGGCAGGAAACAUAGCGCCGCAACUGGAAGUUUUGGUGGUGAAAGCCACGAGUCAUGAUGAAGAUCCAUCUGAUGAGAAGUAUUUUAGGGAGAUCAUGAGCCAUUCAUCUUAUUCUAGAGAAUAUGUUGGUGCUUGUGUUGCUACGGUGUCGAAAAGGUUGAGUAAGACCCAUGAUUGGGUUGUAGCACUUAAAUCUUUGCUGCUUGUUCAUAGGCUUUUGGUUGAUGGGAACCCUUGUUUUGAAGAGGAGAUUGUGUAUGCGACUAGGAGAGGGAUGAGGGUUUUGAAUAUGUCGGAUUUUAGGGAUGAGGCACAUUCCAAUUCGUGGGAUCAUGCCGGUUUUGUUAGGUUUUAUGCUAUGUAUCUUGACGAGAAGGUGGAAUUUUCGGUGUUUGAGAAGAAGAGGAGAGAUGGGGAGGGGAAGUUUGAGGAGAGAGAUGAGAGGAAUAGGCACGAAUAUGGAGAGUUUAGAGAUGAUUAUGAUCGUGGAAUGGGUAGGAUAUCAGGGUCUUAUGAUGAUUUGAAUGAUUCUGUCCGGAGAGAGCAGAGGAAAGAGGGCACACCGAUGAGGGAAAUGAGGCCAGAGAGAGUUUUAGGGAGGCUGAAUCAGUUGUUGAGGAUUCUUGAUAGAGUUUUGGGUUGUAGGCCAGCUGGUAUGGCGAAAAGUAGCAGGUUGGUACUUGUUGCACUUUAUCAGAUUUUGAAGGAGAGUUUCGGGCUUUAUGUAGAGAUAUGCGAAGCCUUGGGGAUUUUGUUGGAUCGGUUUACUGAGAUGGAGUAUCCAGAUUGUGUUAAGGGUUUUGAUGCUUAUGUUAGUGCAGCAAAGAUGAUUGAUGAGCUUGUGGGGUUGUAUGGUUGGUGUAAGGACAUGGGAAUUGCUAGGUCAUCUGAGUACCCAGACGUACAGAGAAUUACCGAUAAGGUUUUGGGAACUCUAGAAGGAUUUUUGAAGGCAAUGGCCAACAGGCCAAAGAGUCCAGAGAGAAUUAGGGAAGAGAAACCACCAGUUAAGGAGGAGAUAGAAGCAAAUAUGAAUGAGAUAAAAGCUCUUCCUGCACCAGAGAUUUAUACCCCACCUCUUCCUCCACCUGAACCUGCACAAUGUAAGACACAGCCACAACAUGUGACAGAGGAUCUGGUGAAUCUAAAGGAUGAUUCGGUUUCAGCUGACGAGCAAGGGAACAUAUUGGCUUUGGCUUUAUUCUCUGGACCACCCACGUCAAAUGCUAAUGGUUCGUGGGAAGCAUUUCCUUCAAAUGGAGAGCCAGAGGUGACUUCUGCGUGGCAAACACCAGCUGCUGAGACUGGUAAAGCAGAUUGGGAAUUGGCAUUGGUUGAGUCAGCUAGUAAUUUAUCAAAGCAGAAAGCUGCAUUGGCAGGUGGUUUUGAUCCGUUGCUAUUGAAUGGAAUGUAUGAUCAGGGGGCAGUGAGGCAGCAUGUGAGCACUAAUCAGCUAAGUGGUGGGAGUGCAAGUAGUGUUGUAUUGCCUGGCCCGGGCAAGACUGCUACUCAAGUUCUAGCUUUGCCUGCCCCAGAUGGGACAGUACAACCAGUGGGUCAGCAGGACCCUUUUGCUGCAUCCCUUGCAGUGCCACCUCCUUCAUAUGUGCAGAUAGCAGACAUGGAGCGGAAGCAGCAGUUGCUUGUACAGGAACAGCAGCUAUGGCAUCAAUAUGGAAGGGAUGGAAUGCAUGGUCAAGCAAGUCUGGCCAAGAUCAGUGCUAGUUCUGGCUACUAUGCCCCUUUUGCACAACCAGUGAUGAUGCCUUACGGGAUGCCACAAGUCAAUGGCAUGGGGCAGCCUGGAGGGUACUAUUAUCCGCCUUACUGAUUCACUUGUUUAUCAAUCGUUUGUUCUUCCCAUGCACAUUAUUGCUAUCGCAUCAAGCUUCUGCGCCAACAUAUUUGGAAGAUAUUUUUCCAUCUUUCAGUUCUCCUGCUUUCAUUUUAUUUACAUGUACUUACAGUUACUUGCAUCAGAGGGUGCAAUGAACAUUAAAGAUUUGAUAAACCUUACAGUAUAAGUAUAUGAUGGAUAGUUGCCAUUAUGCAAUGGGAAGUUUAUGCGGCCUUCUUUCAGUGGCCUACAUUGUUAUUCAGAUGUGCUAAAAGAUUGCUCUUUAUAACAAUUGCUUGUUGAUUUUUGCUGGUUGAGGAGAAGACAACCUUAUGUAAACAUCUCUUUAAACCAAGCAGUUAGUUUUGAACUAGUCAGAUACCUCUUACUAGCGUGAAAUUUUUAAAGAAUGGCCAGCUCCAUCUGCAUUGCCUGAGCUGACCAAGAUCUUGACUGGUUCUACUCUUCUUUAUCUUUCCGAGUCUGACUGCUUCCUAUUUGUUUUGCUCGCACUUUGUUGAUCCUUGCAACAAGCUUUAAUUAAUUAUUGGGGAGUUUUAAUUGCCGCCCAAAAGCGGCUGAUGCGGACCAACUGGCACAAGAGUAUGGGGAAAAAUUUUACUUUGGAGGAUGAAGUUCCGUUUGCAGUUGCACCAACCAAAAUUUGAUGUCGCCCUCUCCAAUUCCUAUAGUUUCUUCUCACUUUGAGAAAAACACAAACUACAAAUUCGACGGCAACUUCUA